AUGAGUGCGGCAUCAUCAUCGGCUCGUAUUUUGAUCAAUCAGUUGAAGAAAAUGCAAAAAGAACCUGUAGAAGGUUUUACUGUUGAGUUGAUAGAUGAAAGUGAUGUUUAUAAAUGGAGAUAUUAUAUCAAAGGUCCCACCGAUACUCCCUAUGAAAACGGAAUUUAUCAAGGAACGAUUGAUUUCCCAGAAGAUUAUCCAUUCUCACCACCAACGUUAACAUUUACUAGCGAAUUCUGGCAUCCUAAUGUUUAUACAGAUGGAAAAGUUUGCAUCAGUAUUUUGCACCCUCCUGGAGAAGAUGAAAUGAGUGGAGAACGUCCUGAGGAACGUUGGAAUCCAACGCAAACACCAGAAACUAUUUUAUUAAGCGUCAUAUCAAUGCUUUCUGAUCCAAAUUUUUCAUCUCCUGCUAAUGUUGAUGCUUCCCGGAAAAAAGCAAACCAAGAGCUUCCACCUGGUUUUACAAUGCCAGAACCUUUUAAAUUUAAGCCAGAGCCAUCUACUCCUUUGAAUGCAGAUGAUGAGGAUUUUGAAUUUGAAAUUGAUGAAGAUGACGAUAUUGAUUUGGAUGAGGAUGUUGGAGAUUUAGAUGAAGAGGUUAUUGCGGAAGACGAGGAAUAA
Messenger RNA from Naegleria fowleri, 624 nucleotides. RefSeq lists its product as uncharacterized. The transcript has 5 exons. Gene Ontology annotation, molecular function: ubiquitin conjugating enzyme activity. NCBI's taxonomy places the organism in Eukaryota, Heterolobosea, Eutetramitea, Acrasida, Naegleriidae. Gene Ontology annotation, biological process: protein polyubiquitination; ubiquitin-dependent protein catabolic process. The coding region runs from base 1 to 624 and encodes 207 amino acids. The record is from RefSeq and is a predicted model, not a curated record.